AUGCUUUCUUCUGAACCAAGGCGGCGAUUUGAGAACAGGGUAAGUUUGUGUCACUGGAUCCGUGGGCCGUCAUUAGACCAUGUUGAUGUUGUUCACAGGACAUUCCAGGAAGCUCUCGAAGUCACAAGCACAGCGAAGGCUCGUUUCAUGCACGAUGGCACUGACCUCUAUGAGCGAGGCAAGCGAUUAGUGACGGAGAGCAUACUUGCUGGCGUCACAUCGAUGCGCGCUUUCGUUGAGAUCGACAGGAUAGUAUCUAUGCAUUGCCUCAACGCAGGUCUACGUCUAAAAAAGGAGUUCAUAAAGGAGUGCGAGAUUCAACUUGUAGUCUUCGCUCAGGAUCCACUCUUCGACGAUCCGAGCGCGACAGAGCCAGGAGAUAAUUAUCGCCUUCUCGUUGAGGCCGCUGCCACUCUCGGCGUCUCUGUUAUUGGUUCUGCGCCAUAUGUUGAACCAUCCCUGGACCAGGCUAAGAGGAAUAUCAAGCUCGUACUCAAUCUGGCCAAAGAGGGCGGCCUUCAUGUCGACUUCCAUCUGGAUUACAACCUCAAUUCCUCGGCCCAGCCUCUUAUAUACGAUGUUAUACAGUAUAUGAGGGAGCUUCAGUGGACAUCCCUCUUCUCCAGAGGUUCAAUGCGUCAGGUCACCAUCGGUCACGGCACCCGCUACUCCCUUUUCGACGAUCAAGAAUGGCGGGAUCUGAAGGAAUCCAUCGGCGACCUUCCAAUCUCCUUCGUCGCACUGCCGCAGAGCGACCUGUACAUGAUGGGCAAGACUUACCCACGUUCCGCAAAACUCGCCCCCAGAGGCACGAUUCCUGUGCCGUUCGUGGCGGAUCUCGGACUAGACAUCGCGUUAAGCGUGAACAAUGUCGAAAACGCCUUCACGCCUCAAGGCUCUGUCGAUCCGCUUCCUCUCUGCUCACUGGGCGUAGCCAUCUAUCAAGAUGCGAGCGAACGUGCCUGCCAGAUCCUACUGGUAAGCUGA
Molecule: messenger RNA, 987 nt
Organism: Stereum hirsutum FP-91666 SS1
Lineage: Eukaryota; Fungi; Basidiomycota; Agaricomycetes; Russulales; Stereaceae
Product: Metallo-dependent hydrolase
Exons: 2
Coding region: 1-987 (328 amino acids)
Molecular function (GO): hydrolase activity, acting on carbon-nitrogen (but not peptide) bonds, in cyclic amidines
Source: RefSeq, a predicted model, not a curated record